AUUUGAAGAUGGAAACCCAGUAUUUAUCUGGCGGGUUGAGACCCGGUACCCGGCCCCUUGCUAUGAAGCGCCACACUAGGCGCCAAGGGCGAGCAAAACAAAAUUUAUCUUCUUUCUCACAAACCCACCUAUCUUCUAUCCAAACCUUCCCACUCAGUCUCGAGCUCAAGCUCAACCCAUCAAAUGACUCUCCCGCCUCAAAUUUACCAACCAAGAAGGAAUUACCCUUGAUGGCUUUGCUACUUCUUCACUCUCCCUACACCACUGAACUCCAUCCCACCCUCAUGGAUGUCCCCGACCUUCGCCCUAAACCCCACCAUCUCCUCUCUGCCCGCAACCCUACUUCCCUUCUCGCCUCUUGUAACAACUUCCUUUCUCCCAGGAUUUUAUGCCAUCACAUAACUCUAAAGAAUAUGUCGAGAUUCACAUUUUGUGUCAAGAAACAUGAUUCUCUCGUAAGAGCCCCACUUAAGUCCACAAAGCAAGGCCAGUCAACUAGUACUUUCACUUUGAAAGGAUCAUGUGAGGUAGUCUGGACUAUAGAGGCUGAUUUGGCUGCCGGUCAGCGUCUGUACAUUACUGGGGAUCCCAGUGUCUUAGGCUGCUGGGAACCAGAUAUGGCUGUCUUGAUGUAUCCCACUGAGCAUGAACAUUUAUGGAAGGCUGAAGUCAAGAUAGCUUGUGGUGUUAGUUUCAAGUACAAUUAUUUCUUAAGAGGAGAAGCGCAUGAUUCACAUGACAUCAUUUGGAGAGGUGGACCUGAAUUUUCUUUAUUAGUGCCUGUCAAACAAAAUAGAAAAAUUGUAGUUAGAGAUUCAUGGAUUAGGUUUAACACCAAAAAGUCUCCAAUUUAUGCGUGGGGUUCUUGGAUAGAGGAGACUUAUCUUCCUGUAAAUCCUUCAAUCUCAGCUCCAGCAAGAGAUGAUGAGAUUGUAAAACAUCUUGAAAGUGAUUCAAAUGGGUCAAAGUUGUUCAUGAAUGAUAUCACACUUGAGGAUCAAUUGUAUGCUGAUGAUGAGGUUACGGUUACUGCUGCAAAUGAUGAUUCAAAUUCUGAUACAGCUUUUUUUGAAAGAGACCAGCCUGUUGAGGAACCUUGGUUACUCGAAUCAUCUCUGGUCUUCCUUGCAUAUAAAAAUAAGAUAAAGCCUGACAUGUCGAACAGAGAUGAGAGUGCGAAAGAUGAGGUGACAGUAUCAGAUACUAAUAAUCAGAAUUAUCUAAUUACUGACAAUUUGUUGUCUCAAGAAGGGAAUUUAAAAUCAAAGGAGGAUCCAAUUUCGACUGUUAUACUGAUUAAUUCUUCAAUAUGUACCAUGCAAAGGAUUGCUGUAUUGGAAGAUGGGAAGUUGGUUGAAUUGUUACUGGAACCUGUUAAAAGCAAUGUGCAGUGUGAUAGUGUAUAUCUAGGGGUAGUCACAAAACUUGUUCCCCAUAUGGGUGGUGCCUUUGUAAAUAUUGGAAACUCUAGACCUUCUCUCAUGGACAUUAAGCAGAACAGAGAACCAUUCAUCUUCCCUCCAUUUCGUCAUAGGACUAAGAAAGGACAAGUUAAUGGUUCUGUGUCUGGAACUCUUGAAGAACAUCCAGCAACCAGUGGGGACAGCCACACAUCUCUCAAUAUUAAAGUCAUUGAUGAUGUUGCAGAAGCCAACUCUCAGGAUGAUUCAGUACAAUUUUUGCACAACGAAGAUGAGGAACCUGAAAUUGAUGAUGACUUUGAUGUUUCAGAGGUUCUUAAGAAUGUGAAUGGUAGUAUACAUGAUUUUGGUGAAGCAGAAGCUGAUUUUGAGGACUUUUUAGAUGGAGAUCACCAUCUUGAUGGUGAAGCUAUGAAUGGUCCCUACCCUAUGAAAUCAAAAGGUUCUAAUGACACUGAAGUGUCUCAUACCCUGGAUAUGAAAGAUUCUAAGCAAGUAUCAACUAAGCAAAAUAAGUGGGGGCAAGUUCAAAAAGGAACCAAAGUAAUUGUACAAGUUGUCAAAGAGGGUUUGGGUACAAAAGGCCCAACUUUGACUGCUUAUCCAAGAUUAAGAAGUAGAUUCUGGAUACUAAUUACUCAUUGUGAUAGAAUUGGUGUCUCAAAAAAAAUAACUGGUGUCGAGCGAACGCGCUUGAAAGUCAUUGCAAAAACUCUGCAGCCUCAGGGUUUUGGUGUGACUGUAAGAACUGUUGCUGCUGGCCAUUCUUUAGAGGAAUUGCAGAAGGACUUGGAAGGAUUGCUUUCAACGUGGAAAAGUAUAAUGGAGCAUGCAAAAUCAGCUGCUCUUGCAGCAGAUGAAGGCGUGGAAGGGGCCAUUCCUGUUAUACUGCAUAGGGCAAUGGGUCAAACCCUCUCUGUUGUCCAAGAUUAUUUUAAUGAAAAGGUUAAGGAGAUGGUGGUUGAUUCUCCGAGAACAUAUCAUGAGGUUACCAAUUACCUUCAGGAUAUCGCUCCUGAUCUUUGUGAUCGGGUUGAGUUAUAUGAUAAGAGAAUUCCCCUCUUUGAUAAAUUUAACAUUGAAGAAGAGAUUGAUAAUAUGCUUAGCAAAAGGGUCCCACUACCUAAUGGAGGUUCUCUGGUGAUUGAGCAAACUGAGGCAUUAGUCUCUAUUGAUGUCAAUGGGGGACAUGGGAUGUUUGGUCAUGAGACAUCAAAAGAGAAAGCUAUUUUAGAUGUCAACCUGGCGGCGGCAAAACAAAUUGCGAGGGAGUUGCGGCUAAGGGAUAUUGGUGGCAUCAUUGUCGUAGAUUUUAUUGAUAUGGCAGAUGACUCAAAUAAGAGACUGGUCUACGAAGAAGUUAAGAAAGCAGUUGAGAGAGAUCGUUCAAUGGUGAAAGUCUCUGAAUUGUCUAGGCAUGGAAUUAUGGAAAUAACAAGGAAGAGGGUUCGACCGAGUGUGACAUUUAUGAUUAGUGAACCAUGCACUUGCUGUCAUGGUACUGGAAGAGUUGAAGCUUUAGAGACCUCAUUCUCAAAAAUUGAACAAGAAAUUUGCAGAUUGCUUGCAACAACGCAACAUAAAGCAGACCCUGAAAACCCAAAGUCCUGGCCAAGAUUUAUUCUGAGGAUUGAUCAUCACAUGUGUAACUAUUUAACUUCUGGGAAGAGGACAAAACUUGCAGUCUUAAGUAGUUCCCUCAAAGUUUGGCUCCUUCUGAAGGUGGCUAGAGGUUUCAGCAGGGGAGCGUUUGAAGUGAAACCAUUUACAGAUGACAAGUCAAGUGAAAGUCAGCAUCAAGUGGCCAUUUCAUUGUUACGACCAGCAGAGGCCAGUACCAAAAAAAACAGCAAAAAAGUGACUCUUGUUCCAAUCAAAAAGUUGAAAGCUGGCAGAAAAUGAUAUGAAAGAAAACAGAUUUACUUUUGUUCCCUGUAAAGUAGAAAUUGUAUUCAUUUAUCUAUAGUGGGGAAAGGAGGGUGCAGGAAGAAGCAAAUGCAUCAGUUUCAUCAUAAAGUAACGGGUUUCAUUGAUCAAGCACAAAGGAGAAAGUACUUAAUCCAUGAGAAGCCAAGAAGGCACGUGAUCGAGAGUGCAAAAAUGUGCA
Pistacia vera is the source of this 3528-nucleotide messenger RNA. Its product is annotated as ribonuclease E/G-like protein, chloroplastic. Lineage: Eukaryota; Viridiplantae; Streptophyta; Magnoliopsida; Sapindales; Anacardiaceae. Gene Ontology annotation, cellular component: cytoplasm. The record is from RefSeq and is a predicted model, not a curated record. Gene Ontology annotation, molecular function: starch binding; RNA binding; RNA nuclease activity. The transcript has 14 exons. Bases 9 to 3323 code for a protein of 1104 amino acids. Gene Ontology annotation, biological process: rRNA processing.